Messenger RNA from Sesamum indicum (sesame), 2901 nucleotides. Its product is annotated as homeobox-leucine zipper protein ROC8. Gene Ontology annotation, molecular function: lipid binding; DNA-binding transcription factor activity, RNA polymerase II-specific; DNA binding. Gene Ontology annotation, biological process: regulation of DNA-templated transcription. Lineage: Eukaryota; Viridiplantae; Streptophyta; Magnoliopsida; Lamiales; Pedaliaceae. The record is from RefSeq and is a predicted model, not a curated record.
ACUGGAGCAGUUUCACAUCAACUAUGCGUAUAUUUUUGUUUGUUUGUUUAUGAUUAAUCAUGAUGUAUAUUAUAUUCAGAUUUAUAUUAUUUAAUCAAUAUAAUAUAAUAAUCCUCCAUAAUUAAGCAAUUUCUGCAACUGUUCUCUUGAAAUUUCAUUCAUGAAAAUUUGGCUUUGUUGCGGAGGUCUGAAACUAGUAUUGUCUUUUUUGUUGAAUUUUGUUGCCAGCUAUUUCAUCGAAAACAGAUUAUUAGGCAUUUCUCAUUAGCAUGAACUGUAAUCGUCUCUGAUUUUCACUUUUCGGAGAUGAGCGAAGCGGAGGAAGAAGCGGCUGACUGGCGGAGCAGAGGUGGCGAGAGCUGGUGGCGCAUUACUGAGAACUGGCGGCGGAGUCCAUAUACUUUACGUUCUUCUGGUUUGCCGGUGGCGUGUUCUUUUGGUGCCUGGUUGUUUGCUUGGGGAAAAGACUGCAUACUUUGGAGCUUGUACAUCAUGCUGCAACACCUUGUACCUAAUGCAGAAUAAAAGAAGCUCUUCUUUCAGUUGAAUAGAUGGAUUCAUCAUAUGGAGGAAAUGGAUCAGGUGAAGAAGAAACCUCCAACUCUCAAAAGGGCAAGAAGCAGUACCAUCGUCACUCUACACAACAAAUUCAGCAACUUGAAGCUUUCUAUAAAGAAUGCCCACACCCAGAUAAGAACCAAAGGCAGCAACUGAGCAGGGAGCUAGGCCUUGAUCAGAAGCAGAUUAAAUUCUGGUUUCAAAAUAAAAGGACUCAGAUAAAGGCUCAGAAUGAGAGAGCAGACAACAAUGCUCUUCGGGCUGAAAAUGAACGAAUUCACUGCGAGAAUCUUGCAAUGCAAGAGGCGCUGAAAAACAUCAUUUGUCCUGCUUGUAAUGGAUCAGGUCUUGGGGAAGAAGAGAAACACCACAAUUUACAGAGGUUGAGGAUGGAAAAUGCACGAUUGAAAGAAGAGCAUGAACGGACGAUCAACUUCUUCUCCAAUUAUAUGGGAAAUUCAACUACUCCUCUGCCUGGAGUGGAUUCCCAUAUGAAUAUUCAUGGGAAACAUUUUCUUGGUGAAAGGAUGGGAAUUACUCCUCUUGAUCUUGAACACAUGCCCCGUAAUUCAGAGAAUACCAUAUCGCCACAUUGGUCUAGUGGUAUACAAGAGGCAGAGAAAUCUAUUAUUAUUGAGACAACCAUUAGUGCGAUGGAUGAACUAGUGGAGCUUUUACGUGUGAAUGAGCCGGUGUGGGUCAAGGCUCCAUCUGAUGGGAGAUAUCUGCUCCAUCGUGAUAGCUAUGAUAAGCUUUUCCCCAAGCCAAAUCAUUUCAAAACUGCAAGUGCUAGAUUCGAAUCAUCAAAAGAUUCAGGCGAGGUGUCAAUGGCUGCAAUACAUUUAAUUGAAAUGCUUCUUGAUGUGAACAAAUGGAAAGACAUGUUUUCUACUAUAGUCACAAAAGCAAGGACCAUUGAAGUACUUGAUACUGGAAGCUUGGGUGGUUUGUUACAUUUGAUGUAUGAAAAGUUGCACAUUCUGUCACCUCUUGUGGCUCCUCGAGAAUUCUUUUUCAUUCGGUAUUGCCGGCAGCUUAAUUUAAAUACUUGGGUGAUGGUAGAUGUAUCCUACGAUUUCAUCAAAGAGCUCCAAGAUGCCCCUCCUACUCGCUCUUGGAAGCUUCCUUCAGGGUGUAUGAUUGAAGAUAUGUCGAAUGGAAAAUCAACUGUUACAUGGAUCGAACAUGUUCAAGUGGAUGACAAGUCUUUGACUCAUCGUUUGUAUAGAGAUUUAGUGUGUGGUUGUCAAGCAUAUGGAGCCAAACGGUGGAUUACUACUCUUCAGAGGAUGUGCGAGAGAUUUGCAUUCUCAAUGGGCCUAACUACCACACAUAAACAUGAACUUGAAGGGGUUAUCGACUCACUUGAAGGCCGGAGAAACUUAAUGAAGCUUUCUCACAGAAUGAUGAACAACUUUUGUGAAGCAUUGAGCAUGUCUGAUAAACUUGAUUUUCCACAUCUGUCAGAAUUUAAAAAUAGUGGAGUGCGAGUCUCGCUUCGGAAGAGUAAUGGACUGGGCCAACCCGAUGGCUUCAUUGUCAGUGCAGCUACCUCUCUUUGGCUUCCCGUUUCGAAUGAGAAUCUCUUUAACUUCUUCAAAGAUGAGAAAAAAAGAGUUCAGUGGGACGUCUUAUCCAGUGGGAAUCCAGUGAAUGCAGUUGCACACAUCUCAACUGGGACCCAUCCUGGAAAUUGUAUCUCUAUCAUCCAGCCAUUUGUACCCAAAGAGAACAAUAUGUUGAUGUUGCAAGAGAGUAGCAUCGACCCUUUGGGAGCGAUAAUGAUCUAUGCUCCCAUAGAUCUACAGGCCAUCAUUUCAGUUGUAAAUGGCGAGGACACCAUGAGAAUACCAAUCCUUCCAUCAGGAUAUGUGAUCUCUAGUGAUGGCCGUGCGAACAAGGGAAUGGGAGCUUCAAGUAGUUCGAGCAGCAAUAGUUCUAGUGGUUCACUCCUUACAGUUGCUUUUCAAAUAUUAGUGUGUCAUAGCACAUUAACAAAGCAACUGAACAUGGAGUCAGUUGCCACCGUGCAUACUCUUAUAAGCUCCACCAUUCAAAAGAUCAAAGCAGCACUUGAUUAUCCUGAUUAGGAUCGGUGCAACAUUAGCAUUACUCUCAAAUUGUUUAUGUCACGUAAGGUUUUGGGUGAUGAAUUGCUUACUGACCAUUUUGGCUUUUCCUUGUUUGAUACAAGUAGUUUUUCUUUGCCUUUCAUAUAAUUUGCUAGAGAAUGUGUAACAUCUCUUAGUAAUUUUCUCUUACUAUAUCUCAUGACCGUCUACUAAUCUUGCUAAUUAUUGAUCGGAUGGUAAGAAUAGGAAAAUCGAGUUUAUUUGUCCUUCA